AUGAACUGCCCGCAGUGGCCCCCGGACAGCCCGGCGGGCGGCGGCUACGCCAUCGAGGGGCUCCCGCCGCUGCCCAAGGGCCUGAGCGGCAUCCUCAACUCCAGCGGCGGCUCCUGGCGCGAGAUCGAGCGCGUGCACAGCACCAAGGCGCGCAUCCAGGACGACCUGAGCAAGGCGCAGGCCGCCGCCGCCGCCGAGAAGCGGCCGCCGCGGAGCAGGCCGGCCAACCUGGACGCGGCGCUGGCCACGCUGCGCAAGGAGAUGGUGGGGCUGCGUCAGCUGGACAUGUCCCUCUUGUGCCAGCUCUGGUCCCUGUACGAGUCCAUCCAAGAGUACAAAGGCCUCUUUCAGGACAUGUCGUCCUCGCUGCACUCGGAAGGCAGCCCGGCUGCCGAGAACGGCUUCUCAGACGAGGAGGAGGACUUCGAGGUGGACCAGGCGAGCCCCGAGGGGCGCAAGGAGCCCCCCCUGGGCCAGCAGCUCGGCCUGCUGCAGCCGCAGAACUCCCGGGACCAGUGGCUGCAGGAUUCCUUCCACAUCACCAUCUGAGCCUCUCCGGCCGCGCCGUUGCCUUCCUCUUCCCCGCGGCGUCGGGGGGAACUCCGCCUGCACCUUUGCGAGGGUUGCACUUGCUUUCGGGGAGCGCGUUUGCGGGGGGAAUUGAGGUGCCUUCCCAGCAGAGUCGACGGCUCAUUUCACAAUGCUGGAAUGACCCCUGGGAUCCCUGGUCGCUGUAGCCGCAGACAACCCUGGUCGUCCUUCCUGGGGGCAGGCAAACUCUGGGGGCUGUCUGCAAGCAAAGACUCUCUUCUGGUCCCACCACAAUAUGGCUGCUUGGGUUGUCCACACGGGCCGCGAAGGAGAAGCUGCGCAAUGAGAGCCCUGCGUGAAAAACUCGGGCGGUAGUGUGCAAGCGCACAGUCCACGCUGCAGAACCCCAGCCGGCUUCAGGAAAACAAAACCCAUGCUAAAAAACGGCAGGAAGGCAGCUCGGAGGUGCCUGGGUCCCCCCCGCCUGCCCUUCGUGUAGGAGUCGUAUCGGGGCAUUUCGGGAGGAGGGCGAUCCUGGAUUCUGUCCAGAAAACACGGAAUUUCGCAGGAGGCGCGCAUGAUACACCUAGAACCCGCCUUGCUUUCCCACCGCCUCUUCUGCUCCCUCCCGCCUUUUAAACUACAAAAUAGCUGCUCCACAGCACAGGCAGAGCGGGGUGCGGAAUAGCCGCCCAGCGCAAUGGCUCGCUGUAGGAGGCACCCGCCCCGUGGAUGCUGCCGAAAAGGCAGGCUUAAAACUCUGGCAGGUGGGCCAGGUGAGCAGUGCGGGGGGGAAGGGGGUCGCUGCAGAGGCGCUUCGUAAUCGAGGGCAAGCUGGCCACUCGACCUCUGAUGCUUUUGCCACCUCCCUGCUUUAGUCGCCUCCAUUCUCGCUCGGACUUGCCCCCCCUUCUCGGAAGAAGAAGCGGGUCUGAUCUUCCCUGGAGUCGUGCUAGCGUGUGAAGCAGGCAGGCAGUCGCAGGUUCACGUGUCUCCGUUUCUGGUCGCUAGAGACGCCUGCUGAGACUCGGGGAGGCUGAUGCCCGUCUCUGCGGACUGGGGGUGCACACCCUUUCGGGCUCUGCCAGGGGCACACAGCGCCCUCCUCUCCCGGUAGAAACAGCCCCUGCCCCUUGGCACGGCAUCGAAGCGCUGAAGCCCCCAUGCCGGACUCCCCCACCCAGUCUGCCCCUCCCCGGAAGGAAAACCAGUCUCAGAAUGUGGGUCUUGGUUCUUGCUGUCGAUACCUCAUUCCUAGCAUAGUCCCUGGGAGUCUUCAAGCAAGCCGAGAACUAGAGACCCUGUUUCUUGAGGGCGCAAGGUGGAUCUGCAGAGGGCUUGGGCUUCAACUGCCAGGGUUCCUGACCUUUGGCGUGCUGGCAGAGGCUUCUGGGAAAUGAAGUCCAAACCAUCUGGAGCGCUACCCUUGUAGUUCUCCAUCUGAGUAUUAGACAGAUUCCCAGAGGUUGUUUUAGGCUGAUGGGGGCCGGAGCUGCCAGGCGCCUCAUUUGGCGCCCCCAAUUUCUGGGGCUUCCUCUACCCCCCUGUUCUGCCCUGCAGGGGCCACGGGGGCCGGGAAGAUCUGCACCCGCCAGAUGAGCCAGCUGCUUGAACAUGUCUGCUUGAGCCAUUCUUCUGAAGUCAAACACUGCCUUCUGUCCACGAGUCUGCUCUUCCAUGUAGGUAGACAUGAUCCUUAAAAAUAGGCAGACGUGCACGGAGAGUUUAGAGCGUGUCCACUUUAACGUCUGGCAAAUAAGUGUGUUUCCUUUUGGCCCAUGUGCUGGAGCCCGACACCUUUUCCGUCGCUUGCACAGUCCCUGCAGCAUCCUCGGCCUCCGUUCCCCUCCUUGCCCUCCAUCUCACGCUGGAAGCAUCCAGGGAUGGUGUAGCCGGAAGAGGCUUCCCCUGCACGCGAAGCCGCUUGCUCGCUAGACUGUUCUAGGCAGAGGUGCCUUGGCUGGAUUUCUUAGCAGUGCCUCAGCCAUACAACCCACAAAGAGCCUCUUUAACGUAGUUCGUUGCGUAUGAUCCUUUCAUUUUGGAAGCACUGAAAUGCAGGGGUUUUGUUUUCCUGGGGUGGGUGCGUGUGGAAAUUCCUGCUUUUCGUUCUCUCCUUUUGGUAACUAGACAGCUAAUUAAUAUAUUGUUGGCAGGAGUGGGGCAUUUUGCAACUGGGUCCUCUGUAACAGCUGCACAAAUUCUGAGAAUAAACGU
Messenger RNA from Varanus komodoensis (Komodo dragon), 2748 nucleotides. It is a transcript of the gene FAM89B, whose product is annotated as family with sequence similarity 89 member B. Lineage: Eukaryota; Metazoa; Chordata; Lepidosauria; Squamata; Varanidae. The transcript is spliced from 2 exons. The record is from RefSeq and is a predicted model, not a curated record. Bases 1 to 549 code for a protein of 182 amino acids.